CCAUUUCUGAAGUCAGAGCGGAGUGACGUCCACCGGCCCAUGUAGAUUACACAUGGUAGUUUUUUUGUUUUGUCGUAAUAAGUGUUUAAAUCGAAAUAAUUACUAACUAAUUUAAAUUUUUGUGUGCGAUUUCUCGUCGUUCCAAGUGAGCGAAUAAAAAAUACAUUACAUACAUCUACAAGAGAGCCUGCAUUUGCAUUGGCUUUGUUUUGUUGUUAGCAGACGACAAACAACAACAACAGCAAUCGCAGCAACAAACGGUUAAUUUGGUACGUCGUCGACAUAGAAGCGGGUACGAGAAGAUUGCCGUUGACCUCGACCAUAGCCAAUCAAUUUACAAUAGAGCGUAUUUUGUGUAAUAUUCUCGAUUGGAAUUGUUCUUGUGACAGUGCAAUAAAAUAGACAAUAGUAAAAAGGAGGACAAGCUCCAUUUUUGCAAUAGUGAUAAUUGUGCCUAAAAAAUUAAAUUUUAUUAAAAAAAUAAUAUAUUAUGAACCGCACCAGAAGAAAGAUAGUGCGACCAAAGAAUCCCUAUGCAACUGCCAACGCCUUCUCACGCUGGAGUUUCUGGUGGAUGCGGGAUCUGUUUAAGCGCGGUCUCCAGGGCCCAUUUACAGAUGACGAACUGUAUCAGCAUAGGAAGUGCCUUGACAGCGAGCGGGUGACGAAAACUUUUAGUGACUUGUGGGACGAUGAACUAAAACGCAGUAAUCCCAGUAUAAUCCGUACGAUAUGGCGGGCUUAUGGUGCCGUGUUCCUGCCUUUGGGCCUAAUCUAUGCAUUUCUCGAGACUUGUUGCAAAUCGCUAAUGCCACUAUUUUUGGGCGGCUUUGUUGGAUAUUUUGCCACAGAUCAAACCACAGUAACCGUGGACGAAGCAUACAUCAACGCACUGGGCAUUGUGAUUUGCAUGCUGAUACCUGUGAUAACAUUUCAUUCGUUCAUCUUCUACAUAUUUCAAUUGGGCACCAAAUUGCGCCUGGCAUUCUCGGGUCUCAUCUACCGCAAGUGCCUGCAAGUAUCCAAGAGCAGUUGCAACGAUGGUCUUCGUGCUCGAGCUAUAAAUAUAUUAUCAAAUGAUCUGGGUCGAUUCGAUGUCGCCCUCUGCUUUCUGCACGACACAUGGAAAGGACCCAUGGAAUCGAUACUAAUUGGAUAUCUAAUGUAUCGCGAGAUUGGACUUUCUGCUGUCAUUGGUGUCUCGUUUAUGCUUAGUUUUAUACCGCUCCAAGCGUGGGCGGCCAAGAAGGCGGCUUAUUAUCGGCAGAAGACAGCCGAACGCACCGAUAUGCGUGUAAAACUGAUGAACGAGAUCAUUCAAGGCAUUCAAGUGAUUAAGAUGUAUGCGUGGGAAAAGUCAUUCGCACGCGUCGUAGCCGAAGUGCGUCUCAAGGAAGUGAAGGCGAUACGUGGCACAAACUACAUUCAUGCAGCAUUAAGCUGUACCUCAAUGAUUUCACCAUUGUCCGUGUUCCUUGCGCUAUGCUCCUAUGUCUAUUUGGGCGAUGCGUUGACAGCAAAGAAGGUCUACACGGUCUCAUCGUACUUCAACAUGUUGAAUGAUUCCAUGGUACAUUUCUGGCCACUCUCCAUUACAUUCAUUGCCGAGGCUUUGGUUUCGGCAAAACGUUGCAAGGAAUUUUUGUUGGAUGGCACCAGAGCAGAGUGUCCCAGUAAUAUGGAAAACGACACAAUGCAGUCGAAGAACAAGCGCAAACUAACCGAGGAGGAUAAGAAGAAAAAUGUCGAACUAAAUGGUUCGCUUUUAACAAAUGGUCAGCCCCAAACAACUCAAGCACCGCACAAUCGACUGCGGGACUUUAGCCCAGAGACACCAAAAAAGAGUGUGAUAUUGAAAAACGUAUCUGCCUCAUGGGACAUCAGUGAUGGCCAUAAGACGUGUGCCAUUGAGAACUUCAGUACGGAAAUUCAGGAUCAGUCACUGACGGCUGUGGUCGGUGGUGUUGGGGCCGGCAAGUCCAGUUUUCUCAAUGUGCUUCUCGGUGAGGUGGGCAUUGAUCACGGCGAGGCGUUUGUGCACGGAAAGAUCUCUUAUGCCGCCCAGGAGCCUUGGGUAUUUGAAGGCACCAUACGCGAUAAUAUUGUGUUUGUGGAGGACUAUAAUGAACGUCGUUACAAGAAGGUUAUCAAAGUAUGUGCGCUGGAGCGGGAUAUGGAGCUGCUGCCCAGAGGAGAUUUGACUGUCAUUGGAGAGCGUGGUGUCAGUCUUAGCGGUGGCCAACGAGCUCGCGUCAAUCUAGCGCGUGCUGUAUAUCGCAAAGCCGACAUCUAUCUGCUAGACGAUCCACUCUCGGCCGUCGAUACUCACGUGGGCAAGCACAUUUUUGAGAAGUGCAUACGAGACUUUUUGUCUAACAAGAUACGCGUCUUAGUCACCCAUCAAGUGCAAUAUCUCUUCGAUGUGGAGCAUUUGAUCUUAAUGUCCGCGGGCAAGAUUACAGCCCAAGGCAGUUACCAGCAAUUGCAACGGUCACGACAGUUUCAAUUUCUGGAGCAAACCCAUGACGAGAGUGGAAUCGAUACGCAUAGCAUUGCCAGCCACAUGUCUCGCAGUGAUUCUGAGAAAAGUAUGGAGCAUCAUCAGCAUAAUCAGCUGCUCAGGCCCGAUGAGACGGUCGAGGAAACGAAUCAAGAACAACAAGCCGUAGGCUCGGUCAAGUUUAGUGUCUACGCUUCGUAUUUCAAAGCGUUGGAGAGCUCAUUUCUGCUAUUCGUCAUUGUGGUGCUGUUCAUUUGUGCCAGAGUUAUGCUCACAGGCGUGGAUUACUUCUUAUCGCGAUGGGUUAUUUGGGAAGAAAACAUUGCACUCAAUCGCACAACGAAUCUCUCAACCAAUGCAACGUUUGAUGAGUCGACUACUCCUGCACCUGUAAACGAUACCAUUCUAAUGUCUGAGGCCAGGACUGAAGAUAGCAUUCGUCAGGAGCUCGUCUUAUUCUAUGCCAUCAUGCUGAGCGCCACAUUCAUCGUAUACUUAAUGCGCACAUUUGGCUACUUCAGGAUGGGAUUGCGUAUCUCACUGCGCUUGCACGAUCGCCUCUUCCGUGGUAUCACACGGGCGACAAUGUACUUUUUCAACACGAACUCUUCGGGUCGCAUCUUGAAUCGGUUUUCGAAGGACAUUCGCACAAUAGACACUGAUUUAGCUCAUACGCUUUUAGAUUGCAUUUCGUUCGCCAUCGAUGUGUCUGGUGUGCUUAUCAUUGUCGCCAUUGCCAAUUAUUGGCUGCUAGUUCCUGCUGCUGUCAUUGUAGUGAUUCUGGCCUGUAUACGUUAUCUCUAUGUGAACUCAAGUCGCAGCAUAAAGCGAUUGGAGGGCAUAUCUCGCAGUCCAAUCUACUCUUUGACGAAUCAAACGUUCCAGGGUUUAACUACUGUAAGAGCACUGCAAGCACAGGGUGUGAUGGAGAGUGAAUUUCACGACUAUCAGAAUGCAAACACCUCAGCGUGGUUCCUCUUCCUUUCGUGUACGCGCGCCUUUGCCUUGUGGUCGGAUUUAUUGUGCAUUGGCUACAUGACCGCAGUGACAUUCAGUUUUUUGGUGCUGCCAAACGAAUUCACCAGUGGCGACGUCGGCUUGGCCAUAUUACACAGCACCACGAUGACAGGCAUGUGCCAAUGGGGCAUGCGUCAGACUGCCGAGCUGGAGAAUGAAAUGACUAGCGUCGAGCGUGUGCUGGAGUACACAGAAGUACAACCGGAGCCGCCACUAGAGACCGAAGAGAAAUUCAAACCGAAAACCGAAUGGCCAAGCAAAGGACGCAUAGAGUUCAUUAACUUCAAGCUGCGAUACUCGCCCAAAGAUGAACCUGUGCUACGGGAUCUUAACUUCACAAUUGAGUCGCGCGAGAAGAUUGGUAUUGUUGGUCGUACGGGCGCUGGCAAAUCUUCCAUCAUACAGUCCAUAUUCCGGUUGGCGUGCAACGAGGGCAUGAUACGCAUUGAUGACGUAGACAUUGAACAUAUGGGACUUCACGAUUUGCGCAGUCGAAUCUCAAUCAUACCACAGGAUCCAGUGCUGUUCUCAGGUACGUUACGCUAUAAUCUGGAUCCGAUGGAUGAGCGAACCGACGAGGAGAUGUGGAAAGCUCUGGGCGAUGUGGAACUGCGUUCGUAUGUCUCAACGUUAAUUGGUGGCCUUAAUUGCGUCAUGUAUGAUGGUGGAUCCAACUUCAGCGUAGGCCAGCGUCAGCUGGUUUGCCUGGCCCGCGCCAUUCUACGUAACAAUCGAGUACUGAUACUAGACGAGGCCACAGCCAACGUGGAUCCAGAAACUGACAAGCUCAUUCAACAAACGAUUCGAUCGAAGUUCGCUCAUUGUACUGUACUUACAAUUGCGCAUCGACUUCAUAGCGUCAUGGAUUCGGAUCGUGUACUUGUCAUGGAUGCAGGAGAAGCCCGCGAGCUUGGCCAUGCUUAUGAGCUAUUACAGCGACCUGACGGAUAUCUUCGACACUUAGUCGAUAAUACGGGCACAACAACAGCAUUUUCACUACAACAAAUGGCCGAGGAGAGUUACAGCAAGCGAUUGCUUGAUAAGGAUGCGAUUCCUCAGGAGCACAAUGUUACACCGGCACUUCAUGAGAAAUCAGAAUAGCACACAAACAUUUACUUACACGCACAAACUUGAUUAGGAGUUAGUGAAAGGGAACUGAAAGUAUUAUAAACAUGGGCAUCGAAAACAAAUUACUUUAAAAUGUUUCUUAGUUGUAAUCGUGUAAGUUCUUUCUAUUUCAUAUGAGUAUGUACAUAUGCUAACGUGAUUCAAUGUUAACCUGAUACUUAACUUUUAUGGCGAAUUUAUCAACAUUAUAUAGCUUAGUGUCUACGAAACUCGUAAACAAUUCAAGCCCAACAUGGAUGCAAACUUAAUUAAAUCACGCCCAGAAAUAAAUCACACACAAACUUGCUUGAGAUUCACAUUCAGAUGAAACUGAAAGUAUUAUAAGCACAAUUUGUACUUAACUUUAUCAUGUGUUUUGUAGUUGUAAUUGUAUUAGUUCAAUUCUGUAUAAGUCUGUAUAUACACAUAUACGUAAUCAGAUAUACUUACAUAUAAGCGUGAUUCAUUGUUAACUCGUUACUUAACUUUAAAGGUAAAUUUAUGAAUGUAACUCUUUCGCUAGGAUACUUUAAUGCCUCCGCUCUGUCUUCAUAUUUCAUAAGUAGAAACACAAAAGCAAUUUGCACAAAUCGAAGGAAAUCAAAUUACGCCAAGUGCUAUUUUUAUAAACAGUCUACUACUACUCUGUAUACUACAGAAACUACUACAUACAACAAUAUGUAGAGUUCUAACAUUGUACUUACGUAUUUACGUACAAAAUCUCAAUAAAGUGCCUGGGAAUGAUUAUACCAAA
Drosophila sulfurigaster albostrigata is the source of this 5378-nucleotide messenger RNA. It is a transcript of the gene rdog, whose product is annotated as probable multidrug resistance-associated protein lethal(2)03659. NCBI's taxonomy places the organism in Eukaryota, Metazoa, Arthropoda, Insecta, Diptera, Drosophilidae. The record is from RefSeq and is a predicted model, not a curated record. Gene Ontology annotation, cellular component: membrane. Gene Ontology annotation, molecular function: ABC-type transporter activity; ATP hydrolysis activity; ATP binding. Gene Ontology annotation, biological process: transmembrane transport.